UUCAUGUAUUGAAAAAAAGCCGUUACGUGAAAUGCAUUUCCCGCGUUUUUUGUGAAAUUCACGUUACUGCCUGUUCAAUCGGAUUAAUUUUAUCCGUAUCAGAUUUAAAUUUCUCGUUAGCAAUACAAAGUUAAAUGCUAUGGUCGCAAUAAAGAAAAUCGAAUUUAAUCCAUUAUUAUUAGUUCGUUUGUAUUGACUAUUAUAAAAUCGAAACGUGUGAGUUAUAUUGAAAGGUCGUAGUUGAAUAACGUCAGACUAAUAUUUCAAAUUACAAACAUUUCGUCAAAUGAGUAAAAGUUACUUACAUUAAUUGUGUAAUCCUUGUUGAUCCAUUCGUAAUUAGCGAAGUGUCGAAUUUAAAGUAAACGAAACUCGCGCUGACUGGACCGAGCGAAAACGGAAACACCCGAAGACGAUCGAACCGUACAACGCAAUAAUUUCAAAAUUUAUGCGCGUGCACAUGUACGCGUAAGUGUCUCACGCGACUUAUGUAUUUAGUUGCGUGUUCACGCCACAUUUGCGGUGUAACGAAUACUGUUAGAUUUAUAUGUUGAAUGGCUUGUCUAGGAGAAAUGAUAAAGCGCGAAAGUUAUGUUCCUUCAACCCUCCAGCAGAUGGCACUUUGUCAACCUGUUCCCAGGUGAAUGUUGUCAAUGCGCAUGCGCGUCGACCUAUCGCUCCAAUAGAGCGGUGCUCAAGUUUCGAUGUGAGUAGUAGUGCGGCGACCGUAGAGAGGAGAGGGUGUUUGUAUCGAUAGGCAACACGACAUACCGAUGUUUCAGGGAUAUUUAACCAUGGGCUCAACGUAGUCAACGAAGAGGUCGACAAAAGUUCGCUAAACGAUCAAGUAAUUUGACCAGGACCAUUAAUCAGCAAUACAAAAAAUCAGUACAAAGACUAAGAACCAAAAAAAAAGAGAAAAACGAAGAAAAAUCAGGAAAAAGAUGUAAGGGAAGUUGCAAGGAAAGUACAAUAAGAAAAUAAAGCGAGGACAAUCUUCACUAAAGUUACCUAAUUACUCGACGUAAAUUAUUUAAAUAAAUUAAUAUACGUAUUUCUAUGGACGACUGAAGAUAAAAUUGUACAUUAAAACACGAGAGAUUAUUAUUAUACUAAUCGCUGUUAAGAGACAUUUGAUGUUUAAAGUAUUAUUAGAAGAAGGAAUAUUUUGAUUUUGAGUAGAGAAGAUUUAAAAAUAGAGAGAUUAUGAUUUGAAGGGAGAGAAUACAAUCAACUGAAGAAAUAUACACGUUUAAGAAAGUAUAGAUGUUGAAUAAAUAGUUGAUUAUAUAAAAUGUUUAGUGUACAUUGGGUCCACGUUUGAAGAGAUUAAAUCUGUUUUUAUUGUUAUCACUGAAGAAUAUAUUUAAAAAAUAUAUACUGCAAGAAGAAAUAUACUAUAAAGGUCUUUUGUCCAGAGGGAAGAAUGUUGAUUUAAAUCGGGAAGGUAAACGUCGAAAAUGAAUCUAGAAGUGGAACUGAUCGCAAGGGUGAUUAAGGGUGGACCACCCCGUAAAAAUUUACCCGCCCCGAGGCUCAUUAAAAUCUUCAUCGCUGGAGAACGGAAUGAGUUUGUCGAGGAACGGAAACAACUGUUAGAAUUAGUCGGACCAGAAUUGCAAUCGAUUUACGAUGACAUGGGAAUCGAGGUUCUUUUGGUGGAUAUGCACUAUGCAACGAAUGUGAAUCCUGAUAGAAGUCCAUACUUAGCCGAAUACUUUUUCGACGAAAUACAUGCUGCUUAUCAACAUUCGAGAGGCUGUUUUCUAUUGCUGCUUGUCGGAGACGAAUACAAUACAGGAUGGCUGCCGACGAGACUCAGCGAGGAGACUUAUGGAAUUCUAUCUUCCCGUUGCUCCGCGAUGGAGGAAUAUUACGAACAGGAUAGUAAUUGCUACGUCUUAAAGGCUGGCAGAUACGACACUGUAAAAGACAGCUGGCAAAGUUCAGAACCAACGAUUCGAGAGACGCUGAAGAAAGCAGCGGAGUCCGUCGUAUCCGAAAAAUGUGAUAACGAAGAAAUUCGAAAUAUUUUAAAGAGCACCGUGGAGAGGCAGCUCGAGUACGCCCUAAUGUCUUUUACAGCCUUGGACGAAACAGGAGACGGAAUAAUAGCAGUGACACGAACGUGGAAGGGGAAGAAGAAUCCGAAAGCGGUGUCGUCGUUAAAGUCCCUAGUAACCAGUAAUAUAAGAGAAGACAAUAUUAUUAACGUAGACGUCGAACAAAAGCCAGGCGGUAUUAACCCUGACAAUAGAAACCACAAGGUGUAUUUGGCUCAUCUCUGUCGUUUGGUGGUGAAUCGCGUGCAGACCUUGGUGAACGCUUCGAUCGAAGCGGACCCUGAGAUCAAAAGCAAGAAGAAAAUGGUGCAGGAGAUUUACGCGGAGAGUUUGAUGCACCUGGCUCUCCUGAGAGACGUGAAACCUUGCGGGGAGAAUGAGAACGUCGAACGAAUUAAGCAACUGUUUAUUAAUGGAAAAUCACAGAAACACGGUCCAAUAAUGAUAAAAGGCGGCAAGUACUCCGGCAAGUCCUCUCUGCUGUCAAGAAUCUACGCGGACGCCUCAUCUUGGUUAGAUUGCGCCACUUUCAAAGUGGUUCGCCUCUGUGCUUCCACUCCACGAUCAGCGUACAGCUUGGAGUUGCUUCGAGUGCUGUGUCAACACAUCGGUUUCCUUUCUGGCAUAUUAGACGGAAACCUCCCUAAAGAUGCCUCGUUCGACCCUCUUUACCUGAACAAUUGGCUGGGCCAAAUUAUGAGGAAGUUGGAAGAGGAGCCGCUUAAGGAGCAACUGGUGAUCAUACUUGAUGAUCUUCAUCGAUUGCAUCCGUUGGAGUGCGACAUUGUUGCUGCUCUUUCUUGGUUACCUAUACAUUUACCUCCAGGAGUGCAUUUAGUAGUAACAACAGCGGUACCUCCAGAAAUGCUGCGCCUCACCCCAGUCCAGAAAGAGAGAUUGCGCAGUAGCGAGAUCUUGAUCGAACUACAAGACCCAACUCCAGAUACCCAUGAAACUGAAAAUGUCUUUGACAUGUUAGAAAAGCUGGUAGGAGAAUGUGCAGCCAAUAGAAUUGGCGCGAUUUUAGCUUGCACGGAGUAUGGUUUGUCGGAAACAGAGGUGCUUGAGGUGAUCAUGCCGACUGGGGGUGAUGGACCUCUGUUUCUGGAAGAAGGCAUGUUUAACUUUUCUACUUGGUAUCUGGUUAGGAGGACGUUCAACGAAUUUCUGAAGGUACCAAAGUACCCAGGUACCAAGAUUGAGUUACCUAUUGCUGUUAAGGUCCGGGUGUUAAGCGGAAGACUGCUGUUCUCCUGGCAAUACCCGAUCCGCGACCUCGCCCGCAAGAGAUACUUCUCCAACCAGGAGGUCUUGAAGAGUUACCACGGCGAGCUAGCGAAUCUCUUCUUCUCGGAGGACUUCGAGGACAAGGAUGACAAAUCAUCUCCUGAAGAGGAGACUCCGAAGAAGGAGACACCUUUCCAAAGCAGACCCAGGUCACAAGACACGGCGUACAACAUUAGACACGUCGAGGAAGCGUGGUUACAUUUACUGCGAGCCGGAGACGUCGAGAAGCUAAAGAAGUUAGCGGUCUGCGCCUUCGACUUCCUCCUUGCCGCCGUUCAAAUGAUUUCCGUCAGUUACCUACGAUGCGUUCUGGAACACUCGAGGAGGUACCUGCUUGAAAGAGACUUGGAGUUGGUUUACUACACCAUAAGAAAGUCCAGCGACAUUUUGACGAGGGAUCCUCUCCAGCUUGGAGCGCAGCUCAUCUGCUGGCUGAGACCCGUUGCGGAGGACGGUGGUGAUCUGGUGAGCAGAAUGGUCACUGCAGCAAUGGCUUGGUGCGACGGUUACACGGCCCCGUUAUUAGUGCCAUUAAAUGGCUGGCUUCAACCACCUCUGCCUCUUCAAAUUCGCACACUAUCCUGUCCACAAGGAGUGAAACUCGUGGAGGCUGCUCCUUCGGGACAGCAUGUCAUCGUGGUUCCUUUUCAAGGCGACGCUCAACUCUGGCACGUGAUGUCUGGACAAUUGGUUCACACCUUCAAAGGUCAUUCCAGUCCGAUUUCCUGCCUAGCAGUCACCCAGCAGUCCCAGUACUUGCUGACUGGCUCUGAAGACACUUCGAUCAUAGUCUGGGACAUGAAGGAGUUGACCUUGAAGUUGAGAAUACAGGAACACAUCGCACCAGUAUUGUGCUUGACAUCUGCCCUCAAGAAUUCUGUGAUUGUCAGUGGAGGCGAAGACUCCAGGAUCAUCGCUACGAGUCUGCUAACAGGCGACGUCCUCAUCAAAGUGGACCACCACAGAGGCCCCGUGAACUCCAUUCUCGUCGAUUCCGCCGGGGAGAUCCUCGUCUCCGGCUCCUCUGACUGCACAGUUUGCUUGUGGUGUCUGGUGAGAUUCACGUUGCUGAAGAGCAUCAUGCUCCCCUCCGCGGUGACGAUGCUCGACGUGUCGGCCGAUUCAGUCUUUCUGUUGGCGGCCUGCGAGGAUCAGAAACUGUACCUGAGGUCUCUGGCGACGGGGACAGAGAUACACACGCUGAGGGGACAUCAAGGAGAAGUGAAGAGCAUCUGUCUGGCGAAGGACUGCAGAAGGGCGAUCGCUGGGGGGACCAAGGGCAAAGUCUCGGUUUUUGAUAUGCACAGCGGGAGGCUGACGAAAACACUGCCAGCUAGUCCUUCGGCGGAUGUCACUGCUGUUAAAGUGACAGACAAAGACGACUUCCUAAUAACAGCAGCCGGCGACAGAGUAGCUUACUGGAGCUUCCGCGGUGAAGAAGCACACGCAAAGGUCCAAAAGUCCAGUAAGCAGGAAUCCUUGCAUCCACAUACAGCCCCGAUCUCCUGUUUGGACAUAUCCAGGGAUGGAGCUAUGGCAGUCACCGGUGGAGUCGACUCCCUAGUGAAUUUGUGGCAACUGAACACUCACGAGUUACUCUCGACCUUCGAAGGUCACAUCGCGAGCAUCACCUGCAUUGCGUUCUCAGCUUCUGGGCUAUUCGUUGCUUCCGGGUCCGAGGACAAGACGGUCCGAGUCUGGGGACUGACUUUAGGACUAGUUGUGGCUACCUUCAAACACCAGGCACCGGUUACUGCAGUCACCGCCAUGUUUGACGGCCGGCGGAUAGUCAGUUCCGACAGGGCUGGCGCGAUCCGAGUUUGGGCAGCUGAUACUGGGACUCUGAUUCAGUCCGUGUGUGGACCUGGACGUUGCUUCACUGUUUCUUCUGACAUGAGGUACGCUAUUUGUGGAACCGGAGACAAUCAACUGCGGAUAGUGAGCUUGGGAGCCGGCCCCGAAGAGAAGUACCUGGUCUCACAUUCUCAGGACAUCACAUGCCUAGUGGCUACUCCCGAUUCCCGUCAACUAAUCACCGGCUCCAGAGACAUGAGCCUGAAAGUUUGGCAACUUGCCGGUGGCAAAUUAUCACAGGUGCUCGUGGGACACACCGAUCACGUCACCUGUGUCGCAGUAUCCGUCCUAGAUAAAUCCAUCGUGGUAUCCGGCUCCAAGGACGCCAACCUCAUAGUCUGGGACAUCGACACCGGCUCAGACCUCCACACCCUGAAGGGCCAUUUAGGGUACAUCAUGUGCGUGAAGCUAUCCGGAGACGGCUCUCUUGCGGCUUCCGGGAGCGAGGACAAGAGUCUGAUCAUUUGGGACACGAGGAAAGGCUGUCCUCUCAGCAGCAUCAUGCUACAUGUGCCUGUGCUGGGCCUCGAAGUUGCCACGGACCUUUCUAGACUCUCUUUACAUCUCCUCGAACAUAAAUGCAUGCCUAUACUCUGUUUAUAUAAUACGCCGGCUCAGUAUGUUAAGUUACCUGAUUAUGUGGCACCCUGGUGCGAUAUCAGGGACCUGAGACCUCCUGGACCAAAGAGACCUAAUAAGAGGCUGCUGAAGAAGGAGGUGUCUCUGGACAGCGACACGUGGCGCAGGAAAUAUGGACAUCUUACGUCUGGAGUGUUAAGAUCAUCAGUGGACGACGGUUUACAACGACGUUUUAGCGUAAGUGCAUCAAUGGACGAGAUCAGCAAAGUCGGAUUAACGAGUAGUCCUUCGGGACUCGGACCGGAACAGGCCGCCCUAGCUCAGUCGCAGCAUUUCGAUCAGCUGGAGGCACUUUGGAACAAGCAGUCGCCUCCUGCCAGGCCUCGUUCUCACGGUAGAACACUUUCCAAGCAGAGUUCUCUGCAGGCCACGCGAAUAUCCGACUCGGAGGAGGAGGGUGUACCAGACUAAAGAGAUAAAACGUUCUAUUACAAGCUAAACGGACUAAAUCCUAAUCGUCGUACCUUCUUCCUUUUCCACUAUCUUCCGAACGAAGAGAAACGAGAAAAUGGCGUGCUACGAAAAGCUACGACUUCUCGUGUCCGAUGCAAUAAACGUAAUUAUAUAGAAGUAUAAACAAACGCACGUAUACAUACUACAUGUAUAUCGAUAUUAGCGAAACAAUAAAUUAAAAGUUAUUUAUUUUCAUCGUUCAUCCUCGACUCUACAGGGAUCAUUUUUAUCGUGAGAAAAAGAUAUAUUACUUUGAUGUAUUUAUUUAUACAACUCGUGAAUUUGAUCUUUUAUAACGAAUUUGUUGUG
Messenger RNA from Megachile rotundata (alfalfa leafcutting bee), 6605 nucleotides. RefSeq names its product protein qui-1. NCBI's taxonomy places the organism in Eukaryota, Metazoa, Arthropoda, Insecta, Hymenoptera, Megachilidae. Gene Ontology annotation, molecular function: protein binding. The record is from RefSeq and is a predicted model, not a curated record.